Molecule: messenger RNA, 1633 nt
Organism: Rotaria sp. Silwood1
Lineage: Eukaryota; Metazoa; Rotifera; Eurotatoria; Philodinida; Philodinidae
Source: the annotation of a GenBank genome assembly
UUCCCGAGUAGUUUUUUGAACUUUUUAUCUCUAAAAGAUGGCUUAAAAAUUUUUAACACAUACAGUUUUGUAGAGCUCGACGAGUUCUACCAAACCAUGUAAAAAUAUCCAAGAAAAACAUUUCAAUCCAUUUUCGAAUCACUGACACCUUACUUUUGCACCACAAAAAAGUAUAAAAUUUCUGAAGUUUGACAUUAAAAAGUUUUUUAACCCUCCCUAUUGAGUAUUAAUAAACUCCAUUUUUGACGAGCUUUCAUUUUCUACGGUGGACAAAGUUCAUUAUUUGUUCUAUUUCAAAUUAGAGCGAUAUCCCCCUGGAAUGAUAUUAUUUCUAACCGUGUAAAAAUAGAAGUCAUACAUGUGAACAUAAUAUGAAUUUGAAAGGAAAUUAUCAGCUGGAUGGAUUCCUUUAUUAGAGAAACAUGACAAAAACUCAAGGUUAUACAAAAGACUCAAUUAUGCCAUACAAGUAACCAUGCUAAUGAGAUUCAAUACUAAUUUAAUAACAUUGAUGUUGUUAGUAUAUAAAUAAUACCAUAACCUUAAUACAUACUGGAGAACAGGCUUUUCCUUCAAGAAUGUCGACCAUUAAUAAUGACAGCAUCUCGAAUGAUACAUCUGUAGAUAUGUUAGUGUCCAUAUCACGUACAAUUGCAUUUUGGAUUUACACUAUUCUUAUUAUUCCAUCUGUUCUCUGUUAUUUAUAUAUCUUUUUCCAAUGUAUUCAUAAAGAUAUGUUGCGCAAACAUAUUCGAAUUCAUACUGUUUUCGCUGUGUUAAUUUAUAGUUUUCUACAGGUAGGUUUGACUUUUUAAUUUUUCUUAUAUUUCAUUGAAUGUGUAUUAAGGUAACAUCGGAAUUACCAAUUAUACUUUCAUAUUUGCGAAAUAAUCUUGUUCCUAUACAAUCGGAUAUUUUUUGUAAGUUUUGGUCAUAUCAAGAUUAUUUAUUUAAUGUGACGAUUUUAAUGUUAAUGGGUUUCACUGCAAUAGAACGUUAUUUACUUGUUUUUCACAAUCAAUUUCUUCAUCAACAUUUAAUUAUUCUUCACUAUAUACCAAUGAUUUGUUGCAUUAUUUAUCCACUAGGACUCUAUAUUUAUUUAAUUUUUUUCUAUCCUUGUAUUAAUCAAUUUACUAAUACAAUGAUUACAUGUGGUGGACCUUGUUAUAUCUAUGAACCGACAAUUGGCACUGUCGAUCUGUUUAUUGAUCUUGUUUUUCCUGUUGCAGUUAGUAGUCUUGCUAGUCUUAUACUGUUAAGACGUGUUCUAUGGCAAAAACGUCAAAUGCAACAACGUCAAAUGUGGAAAAAAAAUCGACGUCUUCUCAUGCAAUUAUUAUAUAUUGUAAUAUUAUACAAUCUUGUCUGGCUACCUAUAGUAAUCGGUUCAUCAAUUAUGCUUCUUUCUCCAAUUCCACAACCUUUCUUGGUCGAAUUGAGUAUCAAUAUUUUCCCAUAUGGUAUCUAUAUUGCGAUCUUAUUGUGUCCUUUUGUUUCAUUAAUGAGUUUACCUGAACUAUGGCCUCAACACAAUUCAAGGAUUGGUCCAUUAGCAAAAACUGACAAAUCAUUACGACCUAUCGCACCAUUGCCAAUCAUAGGUAUCACUGUUUCAUCUAGAGCAAUAUAA